CUUCCCACUUCAGACUGCCAGCAUAUUUUCACUCUCUCUCUCUCUCUCUCUCUCUCUCCGUUUCCCUGCUUGUCCCUGUGCGGGUGUCUCGUCGGAGGAUUCUUCUCCACCCGAAAUAUGAAGCUGAAGCAAUUAGAAGGCCUCCUUGGUGAGCUUCAACAGUUCUCCAACCCAAAGAAGGAGCUGGAGCAAUACCCUACUGGACCGCACAUUGCCUCUCGCAUGCUCUUCACUGCCGAGAAUUCUUUUGAGGAUGUGAGCAACAAGGUAGUGGCUGAUUUCGGUUGUGGCUGUGGUACAUUGGGUGCGGCAGCAGCUCUCUUGGGUGCGGAACAUGUUAUGGGCAUCGACAUCGAUUCACAAUCUCUUGAAUUAGCAUCACUAAAUGCAGAGGAUCUUGAGCUGGACAUUAAUUUUAUUCAGUCCGACAUCAAGAACUUAGGAUGGAGAGGUCAAAUUGUUGAUACCGUUGUAAUGAAUCCUCCAUUUGGGACCCGGAAGAAGGGCGCUGAUAUGGAUUUUCUGUGUGUGGCUCUGAAGGUUGCUUCUCAAGCAGUUUAUUCCUUGCAUAAGACCUCAACAAGAGAUCAUAUCAAAAGGGUAGCCUUGCGGGACUUAAACGCUAGCAGUGCUGAGGUUUUAUGUGAGCUCCGGUUUGAUGUACCACAGCUAUACAAGUUUCAUAAGAAAAAGGAAGUAGACAUUGCUGUUGAUCUCUGGCGAUUUGUGCCCAAAGGUAAUCAAGGAAAGGGCACCGAGCAUCACCUCAAAUCAGGCACAAGUUAGAUCAUAGCGGAUGAAUAUGUAUGUAACAUAGAUGCUGCAAUGUGUUAAUUUUAUCCUUCCAAUUUUAUUGAGUUUCUUUAGAUGCAUGUAUUGUGAAACAAAUUAAAUAAAAUCAUUUAUAGUUUUAUA
This is a messenger RNA of Juglans regia (Persian walnut), 915 nucleotides long. RefSeq names its product rRNA N6-adenosine-methyltransferase METTL5. The transcript is spliced from 9 exons. Gene Ontology annotation, biological process: rRNA methylation. The record is from RefSeq and is a predicted model, not a curated record. Gene Ontology annotation, molecular function: nucleic acid binding; rRNA (adenine-N6-)-methyltransferase activity. The coding region runs from base 118 to 786 and encodes 222 amino acids. Lineage: Eukaryota; Viridiplantae; Streptophyta; Magnoliopsida; Fagales; Juglandaceae.